Messenger RNA from Ylistrum balloti, 2326 nucleotides. Its product is annotated as recQ-mediated genome instability protein 1-like. The record is from RefSeq and is a predicted model, not a curated record. The coding region runs from base 116 to 2326 and encodes 736 amino acids. Gene Ontology annotation, biological process: resolution of meiotic recombination intermediates; double-strand break repair via homologous recombination. The transcript has 14 exons. Gene Ontology annotation, cellular component: nuclear body; RecQ family helicase-topoisomerase III complex. Gene Ontology annotation, molecular function: nucleotide binding. NCBI's taxonomy places the organism in Eukaryota, Metazoa, Mollusca, Bivalvia, Pectinida, Pectinidae.
CCAUUGAAGUUUUGUCGACUUUUAAUGUGAAUUGGUAUUCUGUAUAUAGAGUUCGACAUGGAUGAAGAAAUAUUGUGCCUCACUGGGAUGAAGUGGUAAUUGUAUGUAAACGAAGAUGACUGGAGCAAUGAUCGGUCAGACCCGUUCAUGGCUGAGAGCUAGGUCUGUCCUAGUUCCUGAUGAUUGGCUUGAGGCCUGCGUGGAGUGGAUCAAGGAAGAAAACCAGGGUAACAGUCUUGUACAGUCUCGGAUCAAUGAGCUUGUAUUUGAACAGUGGCUGUUAGCAGAUCUCCAUGAACUUGGUACUCGUUGUUUACCCAACGGACUAGGGGAAGCAGCAAAGCAUCAACUCUCGGGGUCCUAUGCUCUCCAGAUAGACUCCAUGGUAGAUGUUGGAAAGUCAUUUUACUCACAGCUGCAGAAAGUAAAAGGCACUGAAAAUGCUAAUGCUGAGGUGUCUGCAGAAACUAGUGACCAAAAACCGUGGGAGCCAAAACCUUCUCAGAUGUUGAUGCUGAACCUGACUGAUGGUACGAGUAACGUUAAAGGAAUGGAGUACAGACCUCUAACCUGUCUGAAUGCUAACCUUCAGCCUGGCACUAAGGUGAUUGUCAGUGGUACUGUGUUGUGUAGAAGAGGGGUAUUAUUUCUGAACAAUAAUAAUCUUCGUGUGUUGGGAGGAGAAGUGGACACUCUAAUGGAAGAAAACACCAAGCUUAAAGUUCUACAGGAGGCACUAGAUUCCAGUAUGCGCAACACCGGGAGUAUGUACAAACAGGAGUUUGCAGACACUGACAUCAAACCAAGUCAGUUAUCUGUCAAAAACUCUGUCCUAGCUCCAAACAAAGGGGGAAGUUCCACGACCAUAAACAGACACCAUGCAGUCUCAGGAGGGAUUACAAGGCCAAACACCAGUAUCAAACCUACUAGCAGUGAUCUCACUUUAGAUGAGUGGGAUGAAGAAGAUAUAGCUAUGGAAGAUUUGAUGGAUGAACUAGAUGAUAUGGAGAUGCCAGAAACAGGUAGAGAUUCUACCUUACCUGGUCAGUCAUCUGUGAAAGCCAACACCUGUAGGAAUGUUAAUAUGUCUUCAGCUGCAAGUCUUCAACAGAAUCGAAACUCUUCAGUCCAGUCUUCUGGUAGAUUGUACAGCAGUGGUUGUGUGAAGCAGGAAAGAGUCAGUUUAACCAAUGACAAUGAAAAUGUUACCUUAAGGAAAUUAAUUUCUAAUUCGAGAGCAGGAGGCAGGAAUUCUCCUGAAGAGCUGCCUAAUCGAAAAAGGCAAAAACUUAGUGACAGUUCAAGUGCAUGUGUGAAAGCGUCGACUGUGCAAUCUAACUAUGAUGCCAUGUUUAAUGAUGAUUUUGACGAUGAUUUUGAUGAUUUUGGAGAUGUUUCAAUCAUCCCUAAAAAAUGUUCUUCAAAUUCUAACACUAUAUCCAAACCAAUGGUUAAAAGUUCAAAAAUGUUUGGGAAUUCUGUUGUUGAAAAUGCUGGGGAAGAAGUUAAGAAAUUGAUGUCUCCCCUUGACUCUAAUUCAAAAAAUGCUAACAGUGGUCCAGUAGGAAUCGGCAUUAGAAAAAGUGGUAAGAAAAAUUUGCUUUCAAGUUCAUAUGGAGUGUCACUUGUUGAAAGUGCAGUAAAUUUACCAGUUAAAUUAGAACUGCCCUCAUCAGUCAGCAUGGUAUCUUCGUCUUCUGCGGAAAGGCAGAUCAUUGGCAGUCAAAAUACAUUGGACCAAUUUGUGAGGACUCCUCUAACUGGACAGAAGGAAAACAAAUCAUCUAUCAGUCGAAGUGGAAACUCGGCAAAAAGUUUUGAUGAGCAGACAAAAUUAACAGACUUCACUCUAGUGAAAUCCUCCCAUGGAAUUGAUGCGGAACCAUUUACCUACCUAUCUAUUGUAAAGAAACAGUUAACUCCACUGGAUAGCGUUACAUAUAAAGUAAAGGCCUACAUUUCAACUUUGAUUGGGCGACUGGACAGCUCUGGGGGGAAGGAGUGGACCCUGGCCUGCAAAAUCAACGAUGGGACAGAUAGUCAAGAUGUGGACCUUUCUGACAGUGUAUUGGCAAGUCUAAUUGGAUUUUCAGCUCCAGAUAGCGUGGUAAUGAAGAAAAGAAUGAAACAGGACCUCAGUAUCAAAGAUGUACUUGUUGAGGGCAUUCAGCAGUGCCAGCAGAAACUGAUAGCUCUACUCUGUAUUAUGGAGAUAAGAACAUUGCCCUCCAAAGCCAGGCCAGAGGUCAUAGCCCUACAUGAGAUGACCCCUGAUAGGAUCAACACUCUCCGGACAAGGGUCUCUCAAUCCAUGGACAAUAAAUAA